AUGGAGAUGCCCCUUCCUCGCCACACCGCCAUCGUCUCCAGGAGGAGCAGAGCUCUCUUGCUGCUUCUCUCCCUCUCUUUGGAGAUGACAUUUGCGGCGCAACGCCAAAGAAUCAGACAGAAACCAGGAAUAUGCCCUGAAGAGAGACUCAAGUGUCAGACUAAGAUUCAAAGAUCGUGUGCAGGGGAUUAUGGCUGUGAGGAACACUUGAAGUGCUGCCAAUUUGCCUGUAGGAAGAAGUGCAUGGAUCCAUACGAAGAACCCUGCAUGCUAUCAUUCGAUCAAGGAAACUGUAAGCAUUUUGAUAGGCGCUGGCAUUAUGAUUUAAAAAAUUUGUUAUGCAAACCUUUUAAAUAUGGAGGCUGUGAUGGAAAUUCCAACAACUUCCUCAGCAAGGAAGACUGCAUGAAGGCUUGCUCGUUAACUGUCAAGAAAGGACAGUGCCCACUCUUUCCUUCCAAGGACCGUAUGCAAUGUUCGGGUUCGUGUAAGAGUGACAAUGAUUGCGCUGAGAAUGAGAAAUGUUGUGAAUCCAUGUGUGGCUUUGUUUGUUCCGUCUUCUGGAUAGUCAAAACAGGUUCCUGCCCACCAAAGCCCCCAACAUGUCUAAAGAUUGAUAAACCCCAGUGCCAGAGAGAUGAGGAUUGCCAGUUGGGGGACAAGUGCUGCUCACGUUGUGGACUAAAGUGCCUGGAACCACGGACAGGCCAGCUCUUCUUCAGAAUGGUGUCUUCUGGACUUUUGAGGAUCCUGGUGGUAUCCAUCCUUCUAGAGAAUGUCCAAGGAUUUAGUCUGACUAACUUGUUCUCUCCAAAGAGAUGCCCCAGAAUCCGAGAGAAAUGCCAAUUCAAAGAAAGGGAUGAAUGUUCGAAGAACAAAACCUGUCCGGACAAGAAGAAGUGCUGUGUCUUCAACUGUGGGAAAAAAUGUUUAGACCUCCAACAAGAUAUAUGCAGUUUGCCGAAAAAUCCUGGUCCCUGCAUGGCUUUUUUUCGUCGUUGGUGGUAUGAUAAGAAGAAUGAUACCUGUUCCACGUUCAUCUAUGGUGGCUGCCAAGGAAACAAUAACAACUUCCAAACCAAAGACCUGUGUCAGAAUAUGUGCUCCAAAAAACACACGUGUCCCAAAAUCAAAGUACAUUGUGAUACGAACGAAAUAAACCAAUGUCUAAAGAGCAGACAAUGCCCAGAGAAGAUGAAGUGUUGCAACUUUAACUGUGCAAGGAAAUGUUUAAACCUCAAACAAGACAUAUGCAGUUUGCCAAAGGUAGUUGGCCCCUGCCUGGCCUUCUUUCCACGCUGGUGGUAUGAUAAGGAAACUCAGGCAUGCUCCAAAUUCAUCUAUGGUGGUUGCCUAGGGAACGAUAACAACUUCCAAUCUGAAUCUAUCUGCAAGACCAUCUGCAAAAAAAAGAAAGUAAGCCAAUCGACUCACCAUCAGAAUCACCAACCGAGUGUCUCCCCAGAAGAUUGCAAACUUCCAAUGGAAAAGGGCCCUUGUCGAGCCAAACUCCCACGGUGGUUUUACAACUCAUCAACUUAUGGAUGUAUGCUGUUUCACUUCGGAGGCUGCAAUGGCAAUGGGAACAACUUUUUGAAGAAAGAUGCAUGUGAGAAAACGUGCAAGAACAUCUGAUUUCCUCAUAAGAGCACAGUAUUCCCUGGAGUCAGGAUUGCUCUAUGGCAA
Messenger RNA from Myotis myotis, 1686 nucleotides. RefSeq names its product papilin-like. The record is from RefSeq and is a predicted model, not a curated record. The transcript has 12 exons. NCBI's taxonomy places the organism in Eukaryota, Metazoa, Chordata, Mammalia, Chiroptera, Vespertilionidae. Gene Ontology annotation, cellular component: extracellular region. Gene Ontology annotation, molecular function: serine-type endopeptidase inhibitor activity. The coding region runs from base 1 to 1635 and encodes 544 amino acids.